Molecule: messenger RNA, 441 nt
Organism: Lasiodiplodia theobromae
Lineage: Eukaryota; Fungi; Ascomycota; Dothideomycetes; Botryosphaeriales; Botryosphaeriaceae
Product: 2OG-Fe oxygenase
Exons: 1
Biological process (GO): peptidyl-proline hydroxylation to 4-hydroxy-L-proline
Cellular component (GO): endoplasmic reticulum
Molecular function (GO): procollagen-proline 4-dioxygenase activity
Source: RefSeq, a predicted model, not a curated record
UUCGCGCCGCGCGACCACCUCGAGGACGUCCAGGUCGUCAAGUACGGCGUCAGCGACCACUUCCGCGCGCACUUCGACUGGUUCCAAGGCAUGGCGAACCCGCGCGUCUCGACCUUCUUCGUCUACCUCGCCUGCGACGAUGGCGACGAUGCGACGGAGAUGGGUGGCGGCAAGUGCGAGGGCGGCGCGACGCAGUUUCCGCAUUAUGAGGGACAAUUCCCUGCUAAGUGGUGCGGGUGGGUGGAUUGUGAGGACGAUUCGGGCGUUGGUGGCGUCGCGUUCGCGCCGAAGGUGGGCAACGCUGUGUUUUGGGAGAACCUGUAUCCUAACGGCACGGGACAUCCGGGUGUGUGGCAUGCGGGGAUGCCUGUGAAGAAGGGGAGGAAGGUUGGGUUGAAUAUCUUCACGAGGAGGGACAAGUGGAUUCCCGAGCAGCAGUGA